Phragmites australis (common reed) is the source of this 1314-nucleotide messenger RNA. Its product is annotated as calcium-dependent protein kinase 9-like. Gene Ontology annotation, cellular component: nucleus; cytoplasm. Bases 1 to 1314 code for a protein of 437 amino acids. Lineage: Eukaryota; Viridiplantae; Streptophyta; Magnoliopsida; Poales; Poaceae. Gene Ontology annotation, molecular function: calmodulin binding; calcium-dependent protein serine/threonine kinase activity; ATP binding. Gene Ontology annotation, biological process: intracellular signal transduction; protein autophosphorylation; peptidyl-serine phosphorylation. The transcript has 5 exons. The record is from RefSeq and is a predicted model, not a curated record.
AUGGGCAACGCGAGCUGCAGGGCCUGGGAGUCGGCCUCCGCGGUGCCCAUCUCCCAUUCCAUACGCCAGAGCCAGCCGCAGCCGGAAGCAGGCCCGGAACCACGGUUUAGGUACUUACGCACCGGCACCGGCACAGAGGUACCGUACUACGACGCAUCACGUGGCGGCGCUCCGCGCAUCCACCAGAAAUACCGCCUCGGCCAGGAGCUCGGCCGCGGCGGGUCCGGCGCCAUGAUGCGCGUGGCCUUCAGCCGGCGCGCCGGCGCGAGGCGGAAGCUGGCGUGCAAGACCAUCCCCCGCACGCCCGAUGUGAAUUUCUUGGAGGCAGAGAUGGUCAUCAUGGCCUCGUUGCCGUGCCACCCGUUUCUAGUGCGGCUGCACGAGGUUUACCUUGACGACAUAGAGGUGCACCUAGUGAUGGAGCUGUGCGACGGCGGGUCUCUAUCCGACUGGAUCUCGGGGUCGAACUUGGAGGCAGAAGUGGCGAUGGAGGCAUGGGCGGUGGCGGAGGCGGUGCGGGCGUUGCACAAGGCGGGGGUGAUGCAUCGGGACCUCAAACCGGACAACAUGAUGUUCGGCCAGGAUGGGUUGCUCAAGGUUAUCGACUUCGGUCUGUCUGUCUUCUUCCGCCGCCUACCUAGCUCCGGUUCGUCCACCUUAAUCUAUCUCCAUUACCAUUUCCACCAUCAGAGAGGGAUUUUUCUUAAUCACUACGGAAACCCAAUCGAUCAUGAGGCGGCCGUGUUCACGGGCAUCGUUGGCACGCUGCCGUACACGGCGCCAGAAGUGUUGGCGGGGAAGAGGUAUGGGCUGGCGGCGGACGUCUGGAGCGCGGGGGUCAUCAUCUACGAGAUGCUCUGCAACUACCGUCCCUUCGAAGCUGACACCGAAGACGGGCUGAGGCAGGCGAUCCUGAGCGGCGCUGUGGACGUGCGGAGGCAUCCGUGGCAGCGCAUCUCCAACCAAGCCAAGAGCCUCGUCCUGGGGAUGCUGGAGAUCGACCCCAGUAAACGCUUCACCGCCGAGGAAGUGCUCGGUACGUUACGUCUCGAGAAAAGGACAAUGAUAUCGCCUUUUAUUAUUUGGUCUAUACGGCUGCAGCAGUUCUCCACCAUGAACAAGUUCAAGAAGAAGGCCAUGCGAGUGAUUGCGGCCGACGCGCUCGCCGACGAGUCCGGGCACACCGACGACGCCGCACUCAACAACGUACUCGGCUGGCCGGAUAAGUUUCGAGGAGUUCGUCACGAUGAUGAAAGCCGGGACGGACUGGAGAAGGCGUCGCGGCAGUACUCGACAUGCGCCAAAACUGGUUGA